AUGAUCGAAGACGACUUUUAUCGCACCUCGUCGCAGUUCCGUCUGUGGUCCUUCACAGAGGAUUCAUUGCGAUCAGUUAGGCAAAAUACGAAUAGCCUUGCAAGUGACCGAGUGCGGGUUGCGCUACGAAGGGCGCGUGAGGCACGGCAAUCUGCCAACUCGUCCGCCGCAGGCACGCCCAAUCCGAAUGGCAGCGAUGCAGACAGCAAGGGCGGAGAGGAGAAUGAUAUCGAGUGUUUGACGCCGGAGGAAGAGCAGGAUUUAGUGCGGUAUUUCUGCGAGCAGCUCGUACAGUUGGGGGAGAGCUACAAACCUCCGCUGCCGACGACGGUCAGGGCCACUGCGAUUCAAUACCUCCGGCGCUUCUAUCUUACGAACUCACCCAUGACCUACCAUCCUAAAACAAUAAUGCCAUGCGCUCUGUUCAUCGCUACUAAAACGGACAACUCCUACAUGUCACUACGGCAAUUCGCUGACGGAGUUCCCGGCGAUACCUCAGCGGAGGACAUCAUUGCCCCAGAAUUCCUGGUCAUGCAAAGUCUCCGCUUCACUUUCGACGUUCGACACCCCUUCCGCGGGUUGGAAGGUGGACUCAUGGAACUGAGCGCCAUCUCACAAGGCCUGGGCGAACCGGCGCCUCACCUUCCGCAACAAACACCAGAGUCUCUUCGUCAAUCCAUAUCGUCCCUCCCUCAGCCUCCUAAUAACCCUGCCUCAUCCUCAAUAUCCGAACGCCUCGCCCGAGCCCACCACAACACACGCGAAAUGCUCAAAUCUGCCGCCCAAAUGACAGACGCCUAUUUCCUCUACACCCCGUCCCAGAUCUGGCUGUCCGCAUUCUUCCUCGCCGAUCAACCCCUCGCCGAAUUCUACCUCGACACAAAGCUCCCAAAUCCACCCGACACAGCCGACCCAUUCAACCAACUUCGUGCCAAACUCUUCAAAACCCUGACUGCCUGCUCCUCCCUCCUCCAAUCCUACAAACCCAUCGCCUCUGACCCAGAACAGAAAAAGGUCAUGCGCCGUAUCGGCAAAAAGUUAUACCACUGCCAGAAUCCAGAAAAGGUAAACCUCGCCGGUCAAAAGCGGAUUCCGGCAGCGGCGGCAGCAUCAGCUGCUGCUGCUGCGUCUGCAAGUGAUCCCGCAACACCGGAAAGCGAGAUGGAGCGGCUAGCCAAGAAGCGGAAAUUAGAAGGGGAGCAGAAGGCGCAGGAUAUUUUUGGCGGGGAAUUGGUUAUGGAGAGGACGAAGGAGAGACAGGGAUAA
Messenger RNA from Aspergillus versicolor CBS 583.65, 1266 nucleotides. RefSeq names its product TFIIH complex kinase subunit CCL1. Gene Ontology annotation, cellular component: transcription factor TFIIK complex; nucleus. The transcript has 2 exons. Gene Ontology annotation, biological process: regulation of transcription by RNA polymerase II; regulation of cyclin-dependent protein serine/threonine kinase activity. NCBI's taxonomy places the organism in Eukaryota, Fungi, Ascomycota, Eurotiomycetes, Eurotiales, Aspergillaceae. Bases 1 to 1266 code for a protein of 421 amino acids. The record is from RefSeq and is a predicted model, not a curated record. Gene Ontology annotation, molecular function: cyclin-dependent protein serine/threonine kinase regulator activity.